GUGAGGAAUGUGUCACGUAAGUUUUGCAGCUGCAGGGAUGUUUGUUAACUUUCUGUUUCUGUAUUCCCUUUCAGCCGCGUUAUCCUGCCUGUGUCUGUGGAGGAGUAUCAAGUGGGACAGCUGUAUUCUGUGGCAGAAGCCAGUAAAAAUGAAACUGGUGGAGGUGAAGGAGUGGAGGUCCUGGUGAACGAACCCUACGAGAGAGAUGGAGAGCGUGGGCAGUACACACACAAGAUCUACCAUUUACAGAGCAAAGUGCCAACAUUUGUGAGAAUGCUGGCCCCUGAAGGAGCUCUCAAUAUACAUGAAAAAGCCUGGAAUGCCUAUCCCUACUGCAGAACUGUUAUUACAAAUGAGUAUAUGAAGGAUGACUUCCUGAUCAAAAUUGAAACCUGGCAUAAAUCAGAUCUUGGAACACAAGAGAAUGUUCAUAAACUGGAGCCAGAUGUAUGGAAGAAUGUAGAAGCUAUUUAUAUAGACAUUGCUGAUCGGAGUCAAGUACUUCCCAAGGAUUACAAGGCAGAAGAAGAUCCAGCAAAAUUUAAAUCUGUCAAGACUGGACGUGGACCUCUGGGUCCCAACUGGAAGAAGGAGCUGGGGAAGCAGACAGAUUGUCCAUACAUGUGUGCUUACAAACUGGUAACAGUCAAGUUCAAGUGGUGGGGUCUGCAAAAUAAAGUUGAGAACUUUAUACAGAAGCAAGAAAAGCGUCUCUUCACAAACUUCCAUCGGCAGCUCUUUUGCUGGCUUGAUAAGUGGGUUGAUCUGACUAUGGAGGACAUUCGUAGGAUGGAGGAGGAGACCAAGAGACAGCUGGAUGAGAUGAGAGAAAAAGAUCCAGUGAAAGGAAUGACGGCUGCAGAUGACUAACAUGACUUCUUCCUUGUGCACUUUUGCAAGACAGUCGUCAGGAAGGCCCGGGGAAUCCACACUCUUGACUGACGGACCAUCUCUGGAUCAAGCCUUUCUAUAUCCAAUCGGCAGGCGAUUUUAAAUCUCCCAUAGCUAAUUCUAGAUGCCCUUUAAUAUUGUGAGCAAAUAGACCGUCUGGUACUAAGCACUCCAAUGUUAGCACGUAUACGAAGGAGAUAGCUCCUUGGAGACGUGUGACUUAGAGACCGCUGUAUUUACGACUCCUCCCUCCUUUUUUUUUUUUUUUUUCAUUGUGUUCAGACCAAUUUCCAUGUGGCCCUGUUUGAUUUCCAAGUGACAUUUUUAGCUAAAAUAGUCUUGUGAUGUGGUGACUUAGGUUUGGGGGUUUUUUCUUGUUUUGUUUUUUUUUUCCAAGUGGGAUAAACUGCCACCUUUGUUCCUGCCCAGCCCUUCACCAUUCUUUGAAAUGAAAUGGAGAGGGAAACUGUCAGUAUUUUAGAGUGCAAAACUAUUCCACAAAAUGCUAUGCUCUGACCUUUGCUCCCAGGGUAAGAAAUUUAAUGGCACGUAAUCUGAAUAUGUAAACUGGAGUAGCCAGAUACAGUUCUUGGUCUGUGAUGAAUCAUAUACGUGGCUUCUGCACGGCAUUACUCUGUUCUGUCUCAGCACACAUCAGUUAAAGACUGCACAGAAGCUGCAUUCAGCAUCCCCAUGCUAGGGCCUUCAGCACAUAACUGUUGAGUUUCAAUUUAGUCAUACGUGGUCCCUUUGGCCCAUGUAGCUAUAUUGUCCUUCAGCUGUGUGUGUCAGCCUUACAAAAUCAUUAUGAAAAGUUGCUUGACAUAUGUCAUAACUUCCUGGUUCUUUAUUUACUAAGACUUCCCAUAACUUACAAAGCUAAAAUUAUUUCGACUAUUAAUAAUGUGAUUCUCCCUGGACAAAUUGGGAUGUAGCAAAAGCUGGUGUACAAGUAAAGUCUUGGUAUCUGGUUUCAUCCAGGUGCCUGGGUCGGUGGUUCUGCUCAGCAAUAAUAUUCUUCCCAUUGCAAGACUGACUAAAAUAUCUCCUUUCAAGCUAUAAGAAAGCAACUUACAAAGACCUGCAGGGUUUUUUUUAGGAUAUCUGUCAGUUAUUAUAAAUCACAAAGGAUACUGUUAAACAAUGUAAAAAAACUCUGGUUAUUUUAUGAAUUCAAAUACUUAUGUUGAUAUCAGCUUUAGACAAUCAAAUAAGCAGAACAGUAUCAAAGAAAUGCUGCUUUAUUAAAUACAUAUGA
Athene cunicularia (burrowing owl) is the source of this 2149-nucleotide messenger RNA. RefSeq names its product phosphatidylinositol transfer protein alpha (gene PITPNA). The coding region runs from base 274 to 870 and encodes 198 amino acids. Gene Ontology annotation, cellular component: cytoplasm. NCBI's taxonomy places the organism in Eukaryota, Metazoa, Chordata, Aves, Strigiformes, Strigidae. Gene Ontology annotation, biological process: phospholipid transport. Gene Ontology annotation, molecular function: phosphatidylinositol binding; phosphatidylcholine binding; phosphatidylinositol transfer activity. The transcript has 11 exons. The record is from RefSeq and is a predicted model, not a curated record.